AUGCGAAGACACGAUCAAGCCGUCUUACCGGUGAUUGUAAUAGGUAAUGGCCCCGCUGGUUUGUCACUCUCCGCUUUCCUUUCUGGAAUCUUGCCUUACUACAAUCCGAACACUCCACAUCCUGAUCCAGCAGUGCACGAAAAACUCAUGGAAAAUCUCGAUAAAUCUCUCAUAGAUCAGGAUUUGGAAUGGUGCGAGUCGCUGGAAUCAUUGGGAACCUCAACUCGUCCCCUCUCCGUCCUCUAUGAUUCUCUGGUGCGACCGGGUGCGGAUCUAGGAGCGCAGAUAUCAUCGCGACUAGCAUGGCAGUCAGAUCACUCUAAACAUAUAGCGCAUCUAGUUCUAGGAGAGACUACAAUUGGUGGAAGUUGGAACACUUACGAUCCAGAAAUGUUGGCUGUUUCUUCUGCUUCCUGGCUCGAUUUGCCUGGUUUUUCCAUUUCGGACUGGCUUCAGGGAACACCACUAAUUCCGAGACUCCCAUCGGUUGCAAUCGCCCACUACAUGAAAUGCUAUGCAGACGAGCUAGGUCUUUCCAAGAAUAUUAUUCCUCACUCAAAAGUGACUUCAAUUCGUAAAACUGGAGACGUAUGGACUGUCUGUGGAUUGCGUGCAGAUUGCACAUGCUUUACCUACACUUCAAAACACCUUGUCCUUGCGUGUGGAAAGAUGAAACAAAAGCAACUUGAGCUUCCGACAGAAAAUCCCAUUCUGCCAAUAGUGUACGAUGCACCGGGUAUGAAGUCAUACAUGUUGAGUGACUGCACACUUGGAACGAGUGAGAAUAAUGCUCGAGUGGUUGUGGUAGGAGAUGGUAUUUCCUCGGCAGAUGCAAUCCGCUUAUGCCUUGAUCACGAAAUUCCAGUACUUCAUGUAAUGCGGAGGACAGAACGCCAACUUCGAAAUACAGUUUUCUCUCGUCUCUCGCCAUCACAAUACACUGAAUACCACAAGGUAUAUCGCCUGAUGAUUGGGAAAGAUGUCCAUCCUCUGUACGAGGGAAUCCUCGCAUCAACCGUUGUCGAUGUUGACGAGAAAUCUGUGCUAACUAUAAGCACUCCUAAAGGGAAUCGCUAUGAAAAAUCUUCAAUGCUAGUAGUAUGUAUUGGAAGAGUCAGCGACUUGGAGGGAAUUCUACAAGGAAAGUACACAUUCUCUGGAUACCAGUCAGAUCAGGAUCCAACGUUAUUCUGCGUCGGCUCAUUCGCCGGAGAUCACUUCGUUCGUUAUCUCGUUGGUGGAUGUCUCGAUGUUGCGAGAUCUAUCCAUGCUUUUUACAAAGACAACAAUAAUAAUGAUACUUGA
Necator americanus (New World hookworm) is the source of this 1305-nucleotide messenger RNA. RefSeq lists its product as uncharacterized. Lineage: Eukaryota; Metazoa; Nematoda; Chromadorea; Rhabditida; Ancylostomatidae. The record is from RefSeq and is a predicted model, not a curated record. The transcript is spliced from 10 exons. Bases 1 to 1305 code for a protein of 434 amino acids.